AUGUCUUUGGACAUUACGACCUUCCACAAUGUCAUUAACAAUGAGUUGACCACCACCUUGCAAACCCGUCACGGCAUCAACCCUGCGAACAGACAACCCAACCCCGAGGUUCCCGUUUCGACACAAGAAGAUCUCGAUCGAGCCGUCGAUGCCGCUCGCAAAGCCUUUCGCACAUGGUCGAAGACCUCGUUCGAUGAGCGUCGCACCGCCCUCAGCGCCUUUGCCGACAAGAUCGAAGCAAACAAGGACGCACUGGCUCGGCUCAUGACGCAGGAACAAGGCAAACCGCUCAGCCAGUCCACCGUCGAGGUCGGAAUGGCCGUGCAGUGGGCCCGCAGCAUCCCCACAAUUGAGAUCCCUGAAACGGUCAUCGAAGACACGGACGAACAUAAGAUCAUCCAGCGGUACACCCCCCUCGGCGUCUGCGGGGCCAUCGUGCCGUGGAACUUUCCCGUCCUGCUGGCCGUCGGCAAGAUCGUUCCCGCUGUAUACACAGGGAACACUGUGAUCGUCAAACCCUCCCCAUAUACGCCGUACUGCGGCCUGAAGCUCGCUGAGCUGGCAGCGCAGUGCUUCCCGCCCGGGGUGGUCCAGGCAUUGAGUGGAGGCGAUGACCUCGGCCCUAUGAUCACGGAGCACCUGGGCAUCGACAAGAUCAGCUUUACCGGCUCGAUACUCACGGGGAAGCGCGUCAUGGCGAGUUGUGCGAAGACCCUGAAGCGGGUGACGCUGGAGCUGGGCGGGAACGACCCGGCCAUUGUCUGCGACGAUGUCAAUAUCGAUGCAGUCAUUCCAAAGAUCGGGAUCCUCUCCUUCCUCUGCUCGAGCCAAAUCUGCAUGAUGGUCAAACGACUGUACGUGCACGAGAAGAUCUACGACGAGUUUCGGGAGAAGCUCGUGGCGUUUGUGGGAUCGCUCAAGGUCGGCGACGGCACCGAGCCCGACGUCUUCUUUGGCCCCGUGCAGAACAGCAUGCAGUACGACAAGGCCAAGGAUCUUUGGCAGAGCCUGUCCACAGAAGGUCUGACGACGGCCCUUGGCGGAACCAUCCAGGACUCAGCGGGCUACUUCGUCCCCCCGACCAUCGUCGAUAACCCUCCUGAGUCGGCCCGGGUCGUGCAAGAAGAGCCGUUUGCGCCGAUCCUGCCGAUGCUCAAGUGGUCGGACGAGGACGAUGUCAUUGCGCGGGCGAAUGGCACCGACACGGGGCUCGGGGCAUCAGUAUGGAGCAAGGAUAUGACGCGAGCGCGUCGCAUAGCCGAUCAGCUUGAGUCGGGGAGCGUGUGGAUCAACUCGCACUUUGAUGUUUCGCCCAAGGCGCCGUUCGGAGGACACAAGACCAGCGGGAUUGGCACGGAAUGGGGACUGAACGGGUUGAUCGCGUAUUGUAACUCCCAGACCUUGUGGGUGAAGCCAAGUCUUUAG
Aspergillus fischeri NRRL 181 is the source of this 1425-nucleotide messenger RNA. RefSeq names its product aldehyde dehydrogenase family protein. The coding region runs from base 1 to 1425 and encodes 474 amino acids. The record is from RefSeq and is a predicted model, not a curated record. NCBI's taxonomy places the organism in Eukaryota, Fungi, Ascomycota, Eurotiomycetes, Eurotiales, Aspergillaceae. Gene Ontology annotation, molecular function: aldehyde dehydrogenase (NAD+) activity. The transcript has 3 exons.